CCAAUGUCUUUGUUAAGUGUCCAUUUUAUCAACCGAGACAAGGCCACCAUCGAAUCUCACUGGGUUGAUGCCAAAGUCUCCUUCCCAUCUCCCCCACCCACCACUGCUCUCUUCUAACCUGGUCUGCGGACUCCACCGAGGGUUAUGUUUUUACACUGUAAAUCUGCUGGGUCACAUCUUCUCCGGAAAUCUUUUAACGGGCCGGAUAUGUCAAUGCACUGAGCAGAAGUCGGUCCUCCGUGGAGGCACCCCCUGGACUCCGCACACCGGGCAGGCGGUCCAGCUGCACUUCUGCCGCACGGAUUCCUGCCGGGGCGCAAGCCCCCAUUCGCCAACAGCACCGCCUUUGUUCCGACCCGCACGCCCCCAAGUGGAGCUCCUCUGGGAACUGAGGCACCGGCAGAUUUUGCGCCUGCACCUGGGUCUCUAAAGCGCUCUCUGGGAGGGAGUCUCCUUAGAAACAAUGCAAAUGGGGAGUAAAUAAGCCCGCGCUCAUUAAGGGGAAGCUGUGGUCGGAAGCUUUUUGCCCCGGAACCUCCGCAUCCCUUUCCAGACCUCAGGCGCGGAGCCCAGCCGCUGCCUCUCCGCUCCGCCGCGUGCUCUCCUUCCUCCCACCGCCGAGUUUCUAGAGGCGCUGGGGGAGCAUGGGAUCCGCUUCCGCGAGGAGCCCAGCGCCUCCACCUCGCCUGUCCCUCUGCGGGGGAGCUCUCCUGGCGGCUGCGGUGCUGCUGCUGGCGCUGCCGGCAACCUGGGGUCAAUGCAAGGCCCCACAGUUUCCUUUUGCCAAGCCUACAAAUCCAACGGAGGAGUCUGAGUUUCCCAUUGGGACAACUCUGAAGUAUGAAUGUCGUCCCGGUUACAUCAAGAGGCGGUUCUCUAUCACCUGCCAAGAAAACGCGGUCUGGACAGAGGUAGAAGACCAGUGUAAACGCAAAUCAUGUGAAAAUCCUCCAGACCCUAUUAAUGGCAUGGUGCACAUAGUCUCAAACAUCCAGUUUGGGUCCAGAAUUAAUUAUUCUUGCAAUAAAGGGUAUCGGCUCAUUGGCCAACCCUAUGCUGAAUGCCUCCUCUCAAGUGACGGUGUUGCCUGGGACAGUGAAACGCCAAUCUGUGAGAGUAUUUCUUGUAAGCCACCCCCAGCCAUUGCCAAUGGAAAUUUCCACAGCUUUGAUAAAGAAGAUUUUCCAUAUGGAACAGUAGUGACCUAUUCCUGCAAUGUUGGAAAGAGCCGGAAAAAGCUGUUUGACCUCAUUGGGGAGCCCUCCAUAUAUUGUACCAGCAAUGAUGAUCAGGUUGGCAUCUGGAGCAGCCCCCCUCCUCAGUGCGUUGAACCUAAUAAAUGUACACCUCCAGACGUGGAAAAUGCAGUCAUUGUAUCUGAACUCAAGAACUUGUUUUCCUUAACUGAAAUCGUGGAGUUGAAGUGUCAGCCUGGCUUCGUCAUGCAAGGACCCAGCCAAGUGCGGUGCAAAGCCUUAAACAAAUGGGAACCCGAGCUGCCGCACUGCUCCAGGGUGUGUCAGCCACCUCCAGAAAUCCUGCAUGGGGAGCACACCCAGAGCAACAGGGACGUCUUCUCCCCUGGACAGGAAGUGACCUACAGCUGUGAGCCUGGCUAUGACCUCAGAGGGGCUGCUUCCCUGCGCUGCACACCACAGGGAACCUGGAGCCCCGCAGCCCCGACAUGUGCAGUGAAAUCUUGUGAUUACUUCCUGGACCAACUCCCUAAUGGCCGUGUGUUAUUUCCACUUAAUCUCCAGCUUGGAGCCAAAGUGUCCUUUGUCUGUGAGGAAGGGUUCCGAUUAAAAGGCAGUUCUUCCAGUCAUUGUGUCUUGGUUGGGAUGGAAGGCCAUUGGAAUAGCAGUGUUCCUGUAUGUGAGCAAAUCUUUUGUCCGAGUCCUCCGGCCAUCCUCAACGGGAGACACACAGGGAAACCGCUGGAAGUCUUUCCCUUUGGAAGAGCAGUAACUUACACAUGUGACCCCCACCCCGACGGAGGGCUGACCCUCAGCCUCACGGGGGAGAGCACCAUCCAUUGCAUGAGCGAUGGUCAAGGGAAUGGGAUUUGGAGCGGCCCCGCCCCUCGCUGUGGACGUCCAGGUCACUGUAAAGCCCCGGAACAUUUUCAAUUUGCCAAACUGAAAACCCAAACCAACGAAUUUGAGUUUCCCAUUGGGACAUCUUUGAAGUACGAAUGCCGUGCUGGGUACUUGGGAAGGCCAUUCUCUAUUAAGUGUCUAGAAGAUCUGGUCUGGUCAAGGCCCAAAGACGUCUGUGCCCGCAAAUCAUGUGAAAACCCUCCAGAUCCUAAGAAUGGAAUGGUACAUGUCACCACAGAUAUCAAGUUUGGAGCUAGAAUUCAUUAUUCUUGCAAUAAAGGGUACCGAAUCCUUGGUCAAACAUCUGCCGAAUGUGUCCUCUCAGGCAAUACUGUCAAAUGGGAGGCGGAGCCACCAAUUUGUGAACGUAUUCCUUGUGCACCACCCCCAGCCAUCGCCAAUGGAGAUUUCUACAGUACCAACAGGGAAGAAUUUCUAUAUGGAAUGGUGGUGACCUAUUUUUGCAAAGCUGGAGUAGGAAGCAGAAAGCUGUUUGACCUCAUCGGGGAGCCCUCCAUAUAUUGUACCAGCCAUGAUGAUCAGGUUGGCGUCUGGAGCGGCCCCCCUCCUCAGUGCAUUGAACCUAAUAAAUGUACACCUCCAAACGUGGAAAACGCAGUCAUGGUAACUGGUCACAAGAACUUGUUUUCCUUAUAUGAAAUCGUGGAGUUGAAGUGUCAGCCUGGCUUUGUCAUGCAAGGACCCAGCCAAGUGUGGUGCAAAGCUCUAAACAAAUGGGAACCUAAGCUGCCGCACUGCUCCAGGGUGUGUCAGCCACCUCCAGAAAUCCUGCAUGGUGAGCGCACCCCAAGCCACAAGGACGCCUUUUCUCCUGGGCAGGAAGUAAUCUACAGCUGUGAGCCUGGCUAUGAACUCACAGGGGCUGCUUCUGUACGCUGUACACCCCAGGGAGACUGGAACCCUCCGGCCCCAACAUGUGCAGUGAAACCAUGUGAUCAUUUCCUGGAACAACUCCCUAAUGGCCACAUAUCAGUUCCACUUAAUCUCCAGCUUGGAGCAAAAGUGUCCUUUGUCUGUGAUGAAGGGUUCCAUUUAAAGGGAAGCUCUGUUAGUCAUUGCGUCUUGGUGGGAACAAGAAGCCUUUGGAACAGCAGCGUGCCUGUGUGUGAACAAAUCUUUUGUCCAAAUCCUCCAGCUAUCCUUAAUGGGAGACACACAGGACCUCCUCUGGGAGAUAUUCCCUAUGGAAAAGAAGUAUCUUACACAUGUGACUCCCAUCCUGAAGGAGGGAUGACCUUCAGCCUCAUUGGGAAGAGCACCAUCCGCUGCAUGAGUGACAGUCAAGGGAAAGGGGUUUGGAGUGGUCCCGCCCCUCAUUGUGAACUUCUUAUUCCUGUUGGUCGCUGUAGCAUCCCAGAGCAGUUCCCAUUUGCCAGUCCUACAACUCCAAUUGAUAUGUCUGAAUUCCCAGUUGGGACAUCCUUGAAUUAUGAAUGUGGCCCUGGGUACUUGGGGGGCACCUUCUCCAUCACCUGCCUUGAAAACUUGGUCUGGUCAAGCACAGAGGACACCUGCAGACGAAAAUCAUGUGGAACUCCUCCAGAACCCUUUAAUGGAAUGGUACAUAUAAAUACAGAUACCCAGUUUGGAUCAAUAAUCAACUAUUCUUGUAAUGAAGGGUAUCGCCUUGUUGGUUCCCCAACUGCUGCUUGUCUCCUCUUGGGCAGUAGCGUGGCAUGGGAUAAGGAGGCACCUAUCUGUGAGACUAUAUCUUGUGAGCCACCUCCAGUCAUAUCCAAUGGAACCUUCUACAGCUACAAUGGAACAUUUUUUCCCUAUGGAAUGGUGGUGACUUACCAGUGCCACACUGGGCCAGGUGGAGAAAAGGUGUUUGACCUUGUGGGAGAACAAUCAAUAUAUUGUACCAGCAAAGACGGUCAUCUCGGUGUUUGGAACAGCCCUCCUCCUCAGUGUAUUUCUACUAAUAAAUGCACAGCUCCAGAAGUUGAAAAUGGAGUAAGAGUCACAGGAAAUAGGAGUUUAUUUUUGAUCAAUGAGAUCGUGAGAUUUAAAUGUCAGCCUGGCUUUGUCAUGAAAGGGUCCAACACUGUGCAGUGCUACGCCAACAACAGAUGGGGACCUGAGCUGCCACGCUGCUCCAGGGUGAGAUCAUGCGAUGACUUCCUGGACCAACUGCCCAAUGGCCGUGUGGUACGUCCACUUAAUCUCCAGCUUGGGGCAAAAGUGACCUUCAUUUGUGAUGAAGGGUUCCGAUUAAGGGGCAGCUCUGCCAGUCAUUGUGUCUUGGCUGGAAUGGAAAGCCUUUGGAACAGCAGUGUUCCCAUAUGUGAACAAAUCCUUUGUCCAAAUCCUCCAUUUAUUCUUAAUGGAAGACACACAGGACCUCCUCUGGGAGAUAUUCCUUAUGGAAAAGAAGUAUCUUACACAUGUGACCCCCAUCCUGAAGGAGGGAUGACCUUCAGCCUCAUUGGGAAGAGCACCAUCCGCUGCAUGAGUGACAGUCAAGGGAACGGGAUCUGGAGUGACCCUGCCCCUAGCUGUGAACUUCCUGUUCCUGUUGCAUGCCCACCUCCACCCAAGAUCCAGGGAGGGCACCACACUGGAGGACGUGACGCUCCUUUUCUCCCUGGAAUGAUUGUCAACUAUACCUGUGACCCUGGCUACCUGUUGGUGGGAAAGGCCUUCAUUUUCUGUUCAGACCAAGGAACCUGGAGCCAACUGGAUCAUUACUGCAAAGAGGUAAAAUGUGGCCUCCCACAGCUUAUGGAUGGUAUCCAAAAGGAGUUGAAAAUGAGAAAAAUCUAUCACUAUGGAGAGAAUGUAACUUUGGAGUGUGAAGAUGGAUAUAUUCUGGAAGGCAGUCCCCGGAGUCAGUGCCAGGUGGAUGACAGAUGGGACCCUCCUCUGGCCAUAUGUACAUCUCGCCAGCGUGAUGCUCUCAUACUUGGCAUCUCCUUUGGUAUGGUCUUCUUUCUUUUAACCAUCAUUGUUUCCUGUUGGAUGAUUCUAAAGCACAAAAAAGGCAACAAUAUGGAUGAAAAAUGUAAAGAAGUGAGAAUCCACUUACAUCCUCAAGAAGAUAUUUGUGUUCAUCCUCAAACUCUUCUAUCGGAUCAAGAACAUAGCAGAUGUCAAACAUACUAAAUUCAGCGGCAGAACAUGGAAGAGGUCCCAGGGAAAGUUUCAUUGACCCAGCUCAGAAUUCACUCAUCCAAGAAGCUCUGCUGAACAACACCAGUCCAAAAUGAUGCCUCUUUUUGAAUCUCGCAGCAUUUCCUGACUGUACUGCCUUUAAAAUAAACAAUUGUAAGAGUAA
Oryctolagus cuniculus (rabbit) is the source of this 5397-nucleotide messenger RNA. It is a transcript of the gene CR1, whose product is annotated as complement C3b/C4b receptor 1 (Knops blood group). The record is from RefSeq and is a predicted model, not a curated record. NCBI's taxonomy places the organism in Eukaryota, Metazoa, Chordata, Mammalia, Lagomorpha, Leporidae.